Molecule: messenger RNA, 2558 nt
Organism: Teleopsis dalmanni
Lineage: Eukaryota; Metazoa; Arthropoda; Insecta; Diptera; Diopsidae
Product: E3 ubiquitin-protein ligase hel2-like
Exons: 3
Coding region: 228-2444 (738 amino acids)
Biological process (GO): protein ubiquitination; rescue of stalled cytosolic ribosome
Molecular function (GO): ubiquitin protein ligase activity; ribosome binding
Source: RefSeq, a predicted model, not a curated record
UCAAAGGUAUCGCGGAUAUAUUUUAAUACUUAAAAAAUUUUGAAGUUAUUUUCAUUAUCUUUUCGUUCAAUAGAUUGACAAUGAAAGUUAUACUACCAAAUUAAGAAAAAUAUUCAGUUUCAAAAGUAACUUUCAAAUUAAAACCUUUUGAUAAAUAACAAAGAAAAAAAAAUUGAAACAAUUUGUGCAAAUCAAGAGUUGUUUUCAAGUCAAAUAAAAACUGGAAAAUGAGUAAGUCUGCUGAAGAUGGGACUAUAGAAUUAUAUAUAAGUGACAAAAUUAAAGAAGAUAUUGGUAAUGCUGGUUGCAACGUCGAAAAUGCAAACGUUGAUAGUGGAAAAUGCCAAAUAAUCCAAAAAUUGGUUUCUAAUACUGCAAAAAAUGUUCCGAAUAUUGCCAAUUCAAUUUUGGAAGCAGGGACUGGGACUAAUUUGUCAAUUGUGAAUGGAGGACCAGUUGAUGAAGCUGUAAAUGAUUGUAUUUUUAAUGUUUUUCUAGCAAAUGCUCCCAACAACAGCGCAUUUAAUUCGAUUACCAAAUAUGAUAUAUUUGCAAGGCCAGAUGAUAAGAAGAUGGAAUUUGGAAACAAUAAGUUUUCAACAAAUACUACUGACGAGAGCCCAUUAAAUUCGAUCACCAAGUGUGCUGCACUUGCGAGAUCAGACGAUGAGAACGUGGCAUUUGAAAAAAAUGAGUUUCAAUCCAAUACUGCCGAUGGGACUCAAUUUAAUUUUACUACAAAAUAUACUUUACUUGCGGAACACGAUGAUGAAUUUGUUAGAGACAAAAUUUUAAUUGAUGAAAAUACGGUACAUAAUGGUAAUUGUGUUGAACUUCAAAACACAGUUUUGUCAAUUACUGUGAAUGAAUGCUGUGUUGUCGAAGUUCCGGAAAAUGUUCUAGACUUAAAUACAGUCGAAGAAAUGGAAAUACAUAAAAUUCCGGAUAGUAAUAUCAAAGAAAAGAAAGUUGAUGAAAACUCCAAAGCGAAGGACAGUAAUAGUGGUUGUGAUCAAAGUGCAGAAAAUGUCAGUCCUGGACUUACCAAUGAGCAUACUAAUUCUGUUGGUGAAGAGGAUACCUGCUGUCUUUGUUACAAAGUUAUUGAUAUAUUUGCAAUCGGUGAAUGUGACCAUCAAAUAUGUUAUGAAUGUGCUUCACGUCUUAGGGUCAUUUGCGGAGACCGAUCUUGUCCUGUAUGUAGAACAUAUCUACAUAAAGUAAUUUAUAGCGCUCAAAAAUUGCCAUAUCGUAAACUUGAUGGUGAAUCUUGGCGAAAUCAGAAGUAUAUUAAGAAAUGGUCAAUUGCCUGCCGUGAUGCUGAUAUUCAUAUCAAGUUUUUACGAUUACUUAAGCAUCAAUGUCCUAAAUGUGAUAUAAAGCCAUAUGCCAAUUUUUAUGACCUCGAAACUCAUCUCAAUAAAAUACAUCAGUUAUAUUUUUGUCACAUUUGUACACAAAAUUUGAAUCAAUUUUCUUUCGAACGUAUCUGCUAUACUGAUUCCGAAUUGAAAUUGCAUUUGAAUAAAGGAGAUGUUGGUAAUACUUCUUUUCGAGGACAUCCAAAGUGCCAUUUUUGCGGAAAUCGGUUUAUGGACAAAGACGAACUUUAUAAACAUAUGAGGCACACCCAUUACUAUUGUCACUUAUGCGACGAUACUAUGGAGUUCUUUCACUUCUACUAUCAACUGGCAAACCAUUUUAAAAAGCAUCACUUCUUAUGUGAAUAUGGUUCUUGCAAACAAUUAGAGUUUAUUAAUGCAUUUCGUACCGAAAUUGAAUACAAAGCUCAUUUAGCCAGAGAACAUACUGAAGAAUUUAAUAAGUAUAAAAGCAGAAACGCGCAUAAAAUAUCUGUUAAAAAACUAUUCGAACCAUCGAGCAAUGAUAGAAGCCACACGCUUCAUACUUUCACUAAUAACAGAAUUAUAUCACCAUCAACUACUGCUAAUACACAACAGAAAACCCAGCAACGCAUCAACCUUGCAAGUAAUACCGAAUUUCCACCUCUAAACGAAGAAGCUGCUCCAAGUGUAUCUGUGAAUGUGAAUACGAAACGGGUAUCUAGGAAAAUACAUGUUGAGGCUUUUCCACCAUUAGAAAGCAACUAUAGGAAAUCCAAUAUCGUUACAGCGAGUUUUAUACGCGAAGAACCCUCUUGUAGUUCAGCUUCUGCAGCUCGUGUUAUUUCUACUAACGGUGCUGUUAAUCGUGGCACUAGUGCCAAACCAAAUGCAGCAUCAGUAAUUCACCAAAGGAAUCUAACUACUCAGAUGACAGCCUUGAAUACAGUAACAGUCGCCGGGUCACUAAGUAGUAAUGAACGCAAAGAAAAUAACACAACUAAAAAGAAUGAAGGUGCUGCCUUGAGACUUAAUGAAGAAAAUUUUCCUAGUUUAAGCGCUCAAAAAAAAUCAUCAAAGAAAAACAAAAACCAGAAAUAAGGAGCAUAUAUAUAAUCCACAAGUCCUAGUCUUUAGAUUUACUCAUACCAUUUUAAGUGAAAUUUCGUUCUCAAAACUUUUGUUUAUUCAUUUCUGUUUUCAAAUUUCAAUAAU